CGCAAAAUGUUACCUUGUGAGGUGUUGGCGGUUUUCAAGAACUGCAACGUUAAAAAUUGGGUCAUGAUGUAAACGGUAAAACUUAGUAUCGUUUUUUUAUUGGUUGAUACAGAUCAGAUGCAUUCGGAAGAAUACCACCUCUGUUGUCAACAUAUUUGCUGUUAUGAAUCUUUGUGGAUUUAUAAAUUCCGUCAAAGUUGUAUGAGAAAUGUUCCCACAGUUGUAUGAUUAUCGACCAAGCAAGUCCAAUAUUUAUUUUUAUUUUAACAAAAGUUGUGAGUAUUUUGUGAUGAUAUUGUGAAUUUACAAAUAAAAAUGGCAACAAUUAAAAUCCCCGAGCAAAAAGUAAUACUUUGCGGAGAAUAUGGCGUGGGAAAAAGUUCGCUAUUUCGAAGAUUUACAAAUAACACAUUCGUUACAGCUACAGAUCGACAAUCCACCUUAGGGCUAGAUCAUUUCGAUAAAACCUACAACGUCGGUGACAAAAGCUUAAAACUUCAGUUAUGGGAUACUGGAGGCAUGGAGAGAAUUGCGUCUAUUACGUCGAGUUACUAUAAGUUCGCGGAAGCAGCGAUUAUAGUGUUCUCCCUAGACAAUUCGGCAUCUUUUCAUAGUUUGUCACAACAUUUAUUAGAUGUGGUGACAUAUGCAGAAAGUGCCAAAAUAUUUCUUUGCGGAAAUAAGUCCGAUUUGGAAGGGGAGAAACCGCAAGUGACUGAUGCCGAUAUUGAAACAUUUUGUGAACAAUGUCACAAUCUAAUCAGCGGCGUGUACAAAACAUCUUGCAAACUUGCCGAUGGAAUCGAGGAGAUGUUUACCGAUAUUGCUUGUCACUUGGCAGAAUCGAACAGAUCACGUCUGGAAUUACAAACAAUGAAGCACCACGGUUUCAAAGUAUUACCGGCUGACGAACAGACGGCAGAAGGCUCAUGCUUAUGUUAAUAUUUAUUUUGUCAAAGAUUAUCUAGUCGCACUAAUUUUAUUUAACUGCCUGCCAAUAAUCUUGCACAACUGAUCAAACAAAUGAAUCCAUGACGUCCUCUCAUGCUGUGAUCAUUACAUAGCUUUCAAGUAGGCUGACUGAGUAUUAUUUGUAAUAUGCAUAUUGAAAAUUUUUUAAAUUAAUUUACACUGCCAUCCUACACUAAAAAUCAUCUUAUUUUAAGUUUUUCACGCCCAUUUCCUACAAAAUAAACAUUCUAAGCCAAAUUUAUAAGAUGUUUAUUUUCUAACGAAAUGCAAGUGUAACAACUCCAAAAACGUCCUUAACUUUUUGCUAAGGAUGGCAGUACGCAUUGUCAAAUCAAGUCAUUUGAAUUGAGGAUGUAUAAUAUAAUAAUCAAGCACAAUAUAACAGAGAAGAACUUGAUAUAUUUAUAAUUCUGAAUGUAUAACACAUAUAGCAAUCAUCACAUUUAAACUAUAAUGAAGAGUAGCAUAGACACUCAUGUUAUUGAGCUUUUUCAAAUAAACGAAAUGAUUUGUAAUACGAGUUUUUAGCCAGUGAAUGGUGAAAUUGUAUAAGCAAUAGUAAUACUAGAGAAGAAAGUGGAGUUUUUCAACUUGAGGUCAAAAUUUGACACACAACCGUAGUUGAGAAACACUUUCUUUUCAAGUUUUACACAUUUUUUCUGAAACUACAAUCAAAAUUAUCGUAUGCAAUAAUGAAGUUUGACACAAUAUAGCAACCUAGAUAUGGGUACAUUUCAAUUUUAAAUAUUAAGAUUAACGCAGC
Messenger RNA from Photinus pyralis (common eastern firefly), 1735 nucleotides. Its product is annotated as ras-related protein Rab-30-like. The transcript is spliced from 3 exons. The record is from RefSeq and is a predicted model, not a curated record. NCBI's taxonomy places the organism in Eukaryota, Metazoa, Arthropoda, Insecta, Coleoptera, Lampyridae. Gene Ontology annotation, molecular function: GTP binding; GTPase activity. Bases 316 to 942 code for a protein of 208 amino acids.